Messenger RNA from Tauraco erythrolophus (red-crested turaco), 666 nucleotides. The record is from RefSeq and is a predicted model, not a curated record. Lineage: Eukaryota; Metazoa; Chordata; Aves; Musophagiformes; Musophagidae.
GUCUGGUACAUGGACGGCUACUACAAAGGUCGCCGCGUUUUGGAAUUCCGCACCAUGAACGACUUCGUGACGGGUCAGAACUUCGUGCAGCACCUCCUUCCGUGGGCCGGCACCGGCCACGUGGUCUUCAACGGGUCCCUCUACUACAACAAAUACCAGAGUAACAUCGCGGUGAAGUACCAUUUCCGUUCCCGGAGCGUUUUGGUUCAACGCAGCCUCGCCGGCGCCGGCUACAACAACACCUUCCCCUCCUCCUGGGGCUCCGACAUCGACUUCAUGGUGCACGAGAGCGGCUUGUGGGCCGUCUACACCACCAACCAAAACGCCGGCAACAUCGUGGUGAGCCGCGUCGACCCCCAGACGUUGGAGAUCCUGCGGAGUUGGGACACGGGGUAUCCCAAAAGGAGCGCCGGGGAGUCCUUCAUCAUCUGCGGGACCCUCUACGUCACCAACUCCCACCUCGCCGGCGCCAAGAUCUACUUCGCCUACUACACCAACACUUCCAGUUACGAGUACACGGAUAUUCCCUUCCAUAACCAGUAUUCCCACAUAUCCAUGCUGGACUACAACCCGCGGGAGAGGGUGCUCUACACCUGGAACAACGGCCACCAGGUCAUCUACAACGUCACCCUCUUCCACGUCAUAAAGACGUCGGGCGAGCUGUGA